UUUAAACAAACAAACAAACCAACCAACCAAAGUAUUAGAUGGAAAAAAAUAUGGGAAUUUAAUGUCAGUAGGAAAAAAAACAUGGGGAUUUAAUGUCAGUAGUUGUCAUUAUUAUGUGCAUAGUCCGUAAACAUUUUAGACAUAUUGUAUAAACAAGAAAAACAGCAGAAUGGGACCUUGAGCACCAAAAAAAAGUUCUUAGUUUUUAAAUUUGUUACAGUAAUGGUGGAGAUUAAAGAAUAUUACUUUUUUUUGUGGUGGUGGUGGUCAUAAAAUGUGACUGUCAAUGCUUAUAACUCAGUUGUGUAUUCAUAGAUGUAUUACUAGAACAUGUAGUUUUACAGUCAAUCCGAGACUAGAGUGCCAGGAGAUAAAGUCCACCAUGACAUUUCACAAAAAAUCAUUAAUGAGUAAACUUUAUGGUUCAGUUAAAUCUCUCUUAUCAGGAAUAGGGAUUUUAGAAUGACAGUUAGAAGGACAAAAUGCAUAAUUUCAUCCAUAUGAUCUUGUCACUAUGAUCAUAACAGUUAAUUCACACCCACUAUCCCACCACUCUCGUCACAGGCUUUAUUAGAGGAGGGUAGAGCUGGUUAGACAUUCAGAAGGUGCAGGGCUCUGACAUUCAAACAUUAUGCUUAAGGAGGUGUUGUUGGGUCUCCUCGCAGGGGCAGGGGUUUUUACUGUAGGGAUUCUGUUGGGACACUUCGCCAUUGACAAGGGCAGUUCAUUGCCAGACUGGGUCCGGGAUGCAUCUCGUGAUGUGGAUGAAAGUAUCAUUGAGAAAUUCCUUGCAGAAUUGGACACCAAUGAAAUUAAAGAGAACCUCAGGGAGCUGAGUAAGGUUCCCCACAUGGCCACCACACCUGGAGAUGAAGCAACUGUAGAUUUUAUGCUGAAGAGAUGGCAGGACCCCAAAACAGGCUUGGACAAUGCAUGGAGAGAGGAAUACAAGGUGUAUCUGUCAUUCCCUAACAAAACAAACCCCAACAAAGUCUCUGUUGUUGAUCCAGAAAACACAGUCCUGUUUACGGCAAGAGAGAAAGAGAAAGCAUACAAACCAGACCAGGAGGACCCAGAGGUGGUCCAGCCUUUCGCAGCAUAUUCCCCUGCAGGAAAUGUCAAGGGAAAACUUGUCUAUGCAAACCAAGGUAAAAUGAGUGACUAUGAGCUGUUAAACAAAACACUGAAUCUGACGGGAUGCAUCGCCAUCACCAGAUACGGAGGAGAAGGGAGAUCGAAAAAAGCUAUAAAUGCAGCCAAGUUCGGAAUUGUUGGGGUGCUGGUCUAUACUGAGCCAUAUGACAUUAAUGAUGGCCUGGUGUCAGAAAGUGAAACCUACCCUCACUCCUGGUAUCUGCCACCCUCUGGCGUCGAGCGAGGCUCAUACAACAUUGACUUUGGAGACUUGUUAACACCUUACCUAGCUGCAAAAGAUGAUACCUACAGAAGACCAAAAGAAGACAUAACGGGUAUUCCACCAAUUCCAGCACAGCCAAUAGGGUUUGAGGAUGCUGAAAUAUUAAUCUGUGAGCUUGAUGGGGACAAUGCCCCUGAUGAAUGGCAAGGCUCACUUAACUGCAUAUACAAACUUGGUGGGCCAGGGUUCAAACCCACGUCUUCCUUAAACAACAGCAAUGUACACUUGGACAUUUAUAACACAGAGAGGCUGGAAAAUUCAGCGAAUGUUAUGGGAGUAAUCCGAGGCAGUGUGGAGCCAGACAGGUAUGUCAUCUAUGGGAACCACAGGGACAGCUGGGUUCACGGAGCCAUCGACCCCAGCAGCGGCACAGCAGUGAUGCUAGAGAUCACCAGAGUGCUGGGGAAGAUGGUGAAGGAAGGGAAAUGGCGACCUCGGCGGUCCAUUAUCUUUGGCAGUUGGGGAGCUGAAGAAUUUGGCCUUAUUGGAUCUGCAGAAUACACAGAGGAGUACUUCAGUAAGCUGAGUGAACGCACUGUGGCGUACAUCAACGUGGACAUCUCAGUGUUUGCGAAUGCCACUCUAAAGGCUUCUGCUUCUCCAGCAGCACAGAGUGUGCUUUUUACUGCCUCCAAACAGGUAAAUGCACCUGGAACAACCAAAUCAGUCUAUGAUAACUGGAUACAAUAUUACAACAGAACCAGUCCAAAUUAUGGGAUUAUACCAAAUGUGGGCUUCUUGACAGGAGCAGGAAGUGAUUACGCUGCUUUUAUACACUACCUUGGAAUAACUUCUAUGGACAUUUCCUAUUAUUAUGACGGGAGCAAAACAAGAGCGCGCAUCUACCCAGCCUACCACACCGCUUAUGACACCUUUGACUAUGCAUCUACGUACAUUGAUCCAGGUUUCACAAGUCACCAGGCAGUUGCCAGGACAGCUGGGAAUGUGCUGGUGCGAUUGGCUGACAGUCUUCUGUUGCCUUUUAACUGCAGUGACUAUGCAGAAAGUCUGGAGCAGUACCUCAGUCAGGCGGUUACAGCCUUUGAGGAAAAACUUGCAGCUAAUGGAAUCUCUAUGGGCCUCUGAAGGCUCGCAGAAUUAACGACCAGCUCAUGCUGCUGGACAGGGCUUUUCUUGACCCAUUAGCGUUCCCAGAAAAAUAUGCUUUCAGGCACGUGAUAUGGGCGUCGAGGUCAUCGAGUGUGCCCACCUUCCCCGGCCUGGCAGAUGCAGUAGAGCAGGCUGAGAGCACCGGGCUGAAGAAAGACUGGGAUCAGGCUCAUAAACACUUAUCCAUCGUCACACAGGCCAUCGCAGGAGCUGCACACACACUGGAUGAUGUGAUUUAAUGCACGCUGAACUUCAGACUUUAACAUUUCCACAAAGAGAGGGAGAAAUAUUUACUGUUUUUGCCAAAUAAAAUUCCUAGACAUUUUAAAUUGAAUAUUUUUUCUGCUGUCAGAGAGUGUACAGAUGUAAAAAAUCAUGUACAAAUGUAAAAGAAUUCUAAACUACCACUCCCAGCAGAUUCCUAGUGCACUAUUAAACAAAAACCUGUUUUCUGAUAAAAAAUCGUUUGACAAGUUGUUUGUAGUAAAAACAUAAUUUGCCUGCAAUGAAGACUGAAAUUUAUUAAAGGGAUAGUUCACCAAAAAAUUUAAAUUCUGUCAUCAUUUACUCACCCACAUGAUAUCAAGAUCUGUAUGACUUAAUUUCUUCUGUGGAACAUGAAAGAACAUUUUCAACAACUUUUUUUAUCUGUACACUGAAUGUCAAUGGUGUCCAAAACAACAACAGAAUUGUGUUUUUUUUGUUUUUUUUUUGCACUAUCCCUUUAAAUUAGGAGGAAAAGAAAAAAGCACACAGAAUGCACUGUUUUCAGGCAUGAUUUAUUGAAAACACACCAAAGUGAUACUCUACAAACCUGGAUUUUUCUUUAACAAGAGCAAUUCUCUCUUCUGGGUAUUAGUAAAAUUAACAAUACAUUCGGUCACUGUGGCAUUGUUCUUGAGUGCUAGGAAAGCAUUAACAACUAUAUAAUCAAACCCUUUUAAUGUCUCUAUCUUUUAAAAGUUUAUAAUACAAUGUAAUACAAGGCAAAAACCCACCACCAGUCUAGACUACAUUGAGAACACAGAGUGAGUGAAAGUGGGAGGAGCCAGAGAGAGGAGGUGUGUGUGUGUGUUUGUAUGUAAAAGAGACAGAGAUAGAGAGAGAGAGAGAGAGAAAGAGCAGUUAGGGACCAAUAAAACAUAUAAAACACACUUAUCAUUUUUUAUCUAACAUGGAAAAAGGUUAAGGCACAUGAUAGUUACAAACACAUUUGCUACCAAGUUGUACACAUACUGAAUUUUGAUGCUCUGAAUUAAUGAUAUCUACAAUAGUAUCCAUUUCAACAUCUUUUUUUUUUUUCUAGAAAUAUACAAUCUGAUGCAAAUUCACACUCCGGGAACCUCUCGUACUACACGGUACCAAAAUCCUUUGGUUGUAUUCUGCAAAAAGGCAGUCAGGAACAGACAGUCAAAUAUUAAUAAUGAACAUACACAAGGCUAAAGAUCUCGAUGUGAAUGUACACAACAUUUCAUCUUCAAAAGUGAAAAUUAUUACAGUUAUUUUGUUAUUAGGAGUCUCUGUUAAAACACUAUGAAAAAAAAUCCUUGCUAUAGAGAGUUAUAUAGAGUCACAUGACAGAAAUCAGAUGAUAAAGCAGACGCGUGUUGCUUGCCUCACAUUACAUGGAAACAGCCUGGAAUAAAAACAAAAUUUUUCAUCCUACUUGGUAUGUCAGUGUUUGUCCGUUUUUAUGUAUUUAUAUAAAAAAAAAAUAAUAA
This is a messenger RNA of Ctenopharyngodon idella (grass carp), 4248 nucleotides long. It is a transcript of the gene naaladl1, whose product is annotated as N-acetylated alpha-linked acidic dipeptidase like 1. Lineage: Eukaryota; Metazoa; Chordata; Actinopteri; Cypriniformes; Xenocyprididae. Gene Ontology annotation, molecular function: carboxypeptidase activity. The coding region runs from base 632 to 2503 and encodes 623 amino acids. The transcript has 18 exons. The record is from RefSeq and is a predicted model, not a curated record.